AUCAACAAAUUCAUUCACACUCCCAUUCUCAACAAACUAUGAACUACAGUGCAUAAUUUCAUAAGUCGACAGAAUCUUAAUUUCUUUAUAUAUAUACGAACCCACUCAAUCGUAGCAAUUUCAUUUUCAGAUUUUCGAUUAACGUUCAUUCCACAAGCUAUGCCUUCUUUACCUUCUUCUCCCGAACUCAUUCCCUCCGAACCCAAACCUAACGAACCUAAUCCCAAUCCCAUUCCCGAAACUGAGCCUAAUCCCAAUGCUCCACCUUCUCAUCCACAAACCACCUCAAACAAACCACCACCAACCGUCACCGAUGCGUUAGGCGGGGAUCUUGCUACUGGUCUUUCUACUGUUCACGGCGCGUCGUCGGAAAUGUUAGGCGGCGAUCUUGCUCCUACUGGUCUUUCCACUGCUCACGGCGCGUCGUCGGAAAUGUUAGGUGGCGAUUUUGCUACUGGUCUUUCUACUGUUCACGGCGCGUCGUCGGAUAUGUUAGGCGGCGAUCUUGCUACUGGUCUUUCUAUUGUUCACUGCGCGUCGUCGGAUAUGAUAGGCGGCAAUCCUCGUCUUUCCACUGCUUACGGCGAGAUGACGAAUGCGUUAGGCCGCGAUAUUGCUGCUCACGGCGCGUUGUUUAAAUCGGUGGGAGCUGGAAUUAGGAAUUCGGGAAACACCAGUUUUUUGAGUGCAAUUCUUCAGUGUUUUACACACACAGUGCCAAUGUUCCGUGGUCUUCGUUCUUGCACUCAUGCAUCUCCAUGUGAUGUGAAAAGUUUCUGUUUUAUUUGUGCUUUUCGGAAUCACUUUGACAAUGCUCUUGAACCUUCUGGAGUUCCAGUUGUUCCUAGAGAGAUUACUGAAAAUUUGCAUUCUCUUAUAGCUGGUUAUGUCAGGGGUAAGCAGGAGGAGGAUGCACAUGAGUUUAUGCAAAGUGCUUUGAAAGAGCUGCAAAAAAGCUUCCCAGUUGGAGAAGAAAAUCUAAUUGAUCAAGUUUUUGGGGGUCGACUUGUUGACACAUUUCGAUGUUGCUGCUGUCGUGGUUACUCUUCGGCUACAUUUGUGCCAUUUAAGGACAUGAGUUUAGAGAUAGAACUUGCGGCAAGCAUUCCGCAUGCUCUGAAAUCUAUCACCAGGGUAGAACAGCUGGCUGGAAAGUUUAGAUGCAGCAACUGCAACCAAGAGGUAACUAUGGAAAAACAGCUUAUGCUUGAUAAAGCUCCUUCAAUUGCAGUAUUUCAUUUGAAAAGGUUUCUAAAAGAUGGAGAUUCCUUGAAAAAAAUUGAAAGAUCUCUUUGGCUUCAUAAGAAACUGAACCUGAAUCCUUAUACAUCUGGUAGUAGCAGUGACAAUGUAGUUUUGAAUUAUGAGGUAUAUGCUGUUGUCAUGCAUAGAGGACCUUCACCUAAUUCAGGGCAUUAUUUUUGCUUUGUGCGUUCUGCUCCAGACAAAUGGUAUUUGAUGGAUGAUGAUAAGGUUUCGAGUGUUUCUGAAGAAGAAGCUCUGAAUCAUAGAGCUGCGGAUCAUAAGGCAUACAUUCUGUUUUAUGCCAAAGAAGGCACACCCUGGUUUUCUACUAUUGUGGAAAAGGAUGAUAAUGACUCAACUGCUGAUCCAAAUGAAGAAGAUCAUGAUAAUAAUGGAGCAGAGGAUGAUAAUGACUCAACCGAUGCAAGUUACAGCUGGUUGCGUAAGAUGGGUGAAAGAAGGGCGCGUGAAGAGUAUGAACCAUGUGAAUGUUCCAUCAUGUAAAAAUUGCUGAAUAGUAUCUGCUUUUCCAGGUUACAGAAAACUUGAUUGUAUAGAUGAAUAUGAUUCCCAUACAGACUAAUGGAAGUUAUAGUGGUAAAAUACUCCGUGGAAUGUAGUUAUCAAAAUGUGUGUUUCAAUUGGAGUUUAGGUGGAAAUUAGAAUGAUUGAUGUGUCAUAAUUGAAAUUCUAAGGAAGUGGCAUUCUGCUGUCGUAAACCAUACAGUUUGGAGUUCAAUUGGUAGAAAUGUGUAAGUUCUUUGCACCCAAAUGGUAUAAUAUGCUUUUAGACAUUCUUUAAUUUGCACAAAAUUAUUGGUUA
Molecule: messenger RNA, 2068 nt
Organism: Medicago truncatula (barrel medic)
Lineage: Eukaryota; Viridiplantae; Streptophyta; Magnoliopsida; Fabales; Fabaceae
Product: ubiquitin carboxyl-terminal hydrolase 21
Exons: 7
Coding region: 160-1749 (529 amino acids)
Biological process (GO): protein deubiquitination
Cellular component (GO): cytosol; nucleus
Molecular function (GO): cysteine-type deubiquitinase activity
Source: RefSeq, a predicted model, not a curated record